Penicillium daleae is the source of this 1701-nucleotide messenger RNA. Its product is annotated as acyl--CoA ligase. Gene Ontology annotation, biological process: secondary metabolic process. The coding region runs from base 1 to 1701 and encodes 566 amino acids. The transcript has 4 exons. Gene Ontology annotation, molecular function: CoA-ligase activity. NCBI's taxonomy places the organism in Eukaryota, Fungi, Ascomycota, Eurotiomycetes, Eurotiales, Aspergillaceae. The record is from RefSeq and is a predicted model, not a curated record.
AUGCACUAUAAGUCUCGCUGGAAUAUUACCAUCCCGAAUGUCCACCUUGCAACCUUACUCUUUAAGUCGCCAACCCACCCAUUGUCCAAGGCGCAUCGAUGUUUCAUCGAUGUAGCACGCCCAGACACGCACUACCUCACCACUCAUGAGUUUCGACUUUGGUGCCAGCGUUUCGCGGUCGGACUCCGCAAAUCUGGCAUACAGUCUGGCGACCGCAUUCUUGUCUUCUCCAACAAUCAGCUCUUCUCUCCCGUUCUUUUCAUUGGUGCCGUGUUGGCUGGCGCUAUAUACACUGGUUCGAAUCCAGGAUUUGGUUCAAGCGAGCUAGCUCAGCAUGUCAUCAAUAGCGGAGCGACUUAUAUCAUCUGUGAGGAGUCUCUUCUCGACACUGCAAUUGAUGGCGCAGAGCUGGCUGGUGUGGGUGAAGACCACAUAUUCAUUUUCGAUAGUCAUCUAUACGAACAAGACGCGUCUCCAGACCAAUAUGUCUAUCGCAGAAGAAACGGACGCCAAACUCUAUGUAGGUAUUGGGGUGAGCUGAUUGCACAUUCCGAGGAAGGUAGCAAGUUUGUGUGGGAAGAUUUCUCAACGCCAGAGUUGUGCAAUCGAACCAUUGCACUGAACUAUUCCAGUGGUACGUCUGGAACUCCCAAAGGUGUGGAAAUCACGCACAAAAACUGCGUCGCAAAUGUUUUACAAUGGGUGUAUCCGUAUUACCUAAACCCGGAUUUCGAGGACAGACUUAUUCGGACGCGCUGGUUAUGUUGCCUGCCAAUGUACCACUCGAUUGGGCAAAAUAUAUUCAUUGCCGCAGCUUUGCAACUGAGGAUCCCCGUGUACAUCAUGCCACGGUUUAAUUUCUUGAAUAUGCUUGAGUACACAGAACGGUUCCGCAUUACAGAUCUCCUUCUAGUAGCACCUAUCGUUGUGCAACUGGCGAAGGACCCAGAGAGCAAGAGUGGCAAGUAUGAUUUAAGCAGUGUUGAAGCUAUAAGGAGCGGUGCUGCUCCAUUAAGCCGGGAAGUCAGCGAAGAGGCCGAAGCGCUUUGGAAGGGUCGAGUUAAUAUCAAACAAGGGUGGGGGAUGACUGAGACGACAUGUUCCUUAAUGGGAUGGGAUUCCCGUGAUUGGAGUUCGACAGCGUCAGUGGGUGAAUUGAAUCCAAAUUGCGAGGCUAAGAUCAUGGCUGAAGAUGGCAUGACCGAGCUUGGAUACAACCAGUGUGGAGAACUAUGGGUUCGUGGCCAGAAUGUGAUGAAGGGAUAUUGGAACAAUCCGAAAGCCACUUCGGACAUCAAGACCUCCGACGGCUGGUUGAAGACUGGAGAUAUUGUUUACAUCGACAACGGUCAUCGGUUUUAUAUAGUCGACAGGAAGAAGGAGUUGAUCAAGGUGCACGGAAGGCAAGUUGCACCAGCUGAGUUAGAGGCAUUGCUUCUUGAGCAUCCUGCCAUCGCUGAAGUCGCUGUAAUUGGAAUAUCAAUCGGUGAUCACGAGCGACCACGUGCUUAUGUAGUACGACAAGCGGGUGAAAAGCUCAGUGAGGAGGAUAUCGUCAGUUUCCUUAAUACCAAGGUAUCCAUUCACAAGAGGAUUACGGGUGGUGUCAUAUUUUGCACUUCCAUUCCGAAGAAUAGUUCUGGGAAAAUUCUUCGAAAGGCACUCCGCACUCUAGCACAGAAAGAACUUGAAGACAUGUAG